Molecule: messenger RNA, 1782 nt
Organism: Oryza brachyantha (malo sina)
Lineage: Eukaryota; Viridiplantae; Streptophyta; Magnoliopsida; Poales; Poaceae
Product: protein DETOXIFICATION 29-like
Exons: 8
Coding region: 2-1399 (465 amino acids)
Biological process (GO): xenobiotic detoxification by transmembrane export across the plasma membrane
Cellular component (GO): membrane
Molecular function (GO): xenobiotic transmembrane transporter activity; antiporter activity
Source: RefSeq, a predicted model, not a curated record
CAUGAAGGGGAUUGUGCGCCGGUGCUGUGACGAAUCGAAGCUGCUGUGGCGCGUCGCCUUCCCGGCGGUGCUCGUGGAGGUGCUCCAGUUCUCCAUCGGCUUCGUCACGGCGGGCUUCGUCGGCCACCUCGGGGUGGUCGAGCUCGCCGCCGUCACCGCCGUCGAGAGCAUCUUGGAGGGCUUCGCUUACGGUGUCCUGUUCGGCAUGGGGUGCGCGCUCGAUACGCUGUGCGGCCAGGCGGUGGGCGCCGGCCGGCUGGAGUCGCUCGGCGUCUACGUCCAGCAGUCGUGGAUCGUGUGCGGCGCCACCGCGCUGGCGCUCACGCCGGCGUACGCCUUCGCCGCGCCGAUCCUGCGCUCGCUCCUCCGGCAGCCGGCCGACGUCGCCGCCGCCGCCGGGCCCUACGCGCUGUGGGCGGCGCCGCGGCUGCUUGCGCACGCCGCCAACUUCCCGCUCCAGAAGUUCUUCCAGACACAGAGCAGGGUCUGGGCGCUCACCGCCAUCUCCGCCGCGGCGCUCGCCGUCCACGCCGCGCUCACCUACGUCGCCGUCGUGAGGCUCGGGUACGGCCUGCGCGGGGCGGCCGUCGCCGGGAACGUCUCCUACUGGCUGAUCGACGCCGCGCAGUUCGUCUACCUAGUCUCCGGCCGCUUCCCGGAGGCGUGGAAGGGGUUCACCACGGCGGCGUUCAGCAACCUCGCCGCGUUCGUCAAGCUGUCACUCGUGUCGGCCGUCAUGGUCUGCUUGGAGUUUUGGUACUACGCUGCAUUGCUCAUUCUUGUCGGUCUCCUUGAGAAUGCCCAAUUCCAGCUUGAUAUCAUGUCAAUUUGCAUCAACUACGAGUUCUGGACCAUGAUGGUUGCACUGGGUUUCAGCGAAGCAGUCAGUGUGAGGGUAUCAAAUGAGCUUGGUGCGAGAAGACAAAAGGAAGCAAAGUUCUCAGUGGCGGUGGCAUCCUUGACAUCCGCCAUGAUCGGCACCAUUUUCAUGUCCAUUUUCUUCAUUUGGAGAACAAGCUUGCCUAGGCUUUUCAGCAACGACGAGGAAGUGGUAGAGGGAGCUGCAAGAUUGGGAUAUCUUCUCGCUGUCACUGUCUUAUUUGGCAACAUCGGUCCUGUCCUUUCAGGUGUGGCAGUAGGAGCAGGUUGGCAAAUGCAGGUGGCAUUUGUGAACAUUGGUUGCUACUACUUGGUGGGCAUCCCAUUUGGGGUUCUGUUUGGCUUCAAGCUAAAGCUUGGUGCCCUGGGAAUAUGGAUGGGCAUGUUGGCAGGCACUUCACUCCAGAUGGCCAUAGUUCUUUUCAUUAUCAUGAGAACAAAGUGGGAGGCACAGGCAAUAUUGGCAGAAAAAAGAAUCAGUGAGCUAGGAGGACAACGAGCGACAAUUGACAGAACAUAAUUGUACAGAUGACCAUUGAACUCCUAAAUAUUUGGAGAUUGGAUUACAGACGUCCUAGAAAUUAAACUAAAGAAUUUACAUGUCCCAACAAGAUCAGGUGUAGGACUUUCUAUAUCUUUAUAAAAUUAGACUAAUAUGUUUCCUUAAUUUAUUGAUCAGAUAAUAAGAAUGGAAUUAAUUCUGAACUUUUUUGAAGAUUAUUUUUUAAACUUAUGAUCUGUCACAGUUGUGAAUUUUUGCAUGUAGUUAAAAUUAAAAAGGUUAAUAACUAGCAUUCAAUGUAAAAGGCAAGUACCUACUAUGGGUGAAAUUUUGGAUAAUAGUGCUACGUGCAUCAACACAUUUAUAACUGCCAGGCAUAUUACUCCCUCAAUUUAUUUACA